Messenger RNA from Mixia osmundae IAM 14324, 405 nucleotides. RefSeq lists its product as uncharacterized. Lineage: Eukaryota; Fungi; Basidiomycota; Mixiomycetes; Mixiales; Mixiaceae. The coding region runs from base 1 to 405 and encodes 134 amino acids. The transcript is spliced from 3 exons. The record is from RefSeq and is a predicted model, not a curated record.
AUGUCCGCGCGAACGGAAAUGUCGACAGAUGUGAUCAUCUGGCAUGCGCACGCCGUCCGGAACUACGAGAUCGCCGACAUAUUUUCGACGAGCGAUGAGGUUGCUCGUAUCAUACGAGCGUGCUGUUCGGUCAUGUGGUCCAUGUCGAUGGCAGCCUCAGUCGGCAUGAAAGAUCGCUUUUUCAAGAUGACGAAGCCUGCUACGACUUUCAUGUGCGGCCCUCGCAAAGAUCCAGACGACAUGACGCCAGUUCCUGGUAUGAGCUUGACGUGCCGAGAUAUUUAUCCGGUCACUGUAGAGGGCACGUGCGAGGAGGAUCAUCAGCUCAGAGCUGUAUGGACAAAGCGUUCUGGCGGCCUCUGCACCUGGUCGCCUCAGGAACAGCCAAGACAAGCGGCAUGGUGA